Messenger RNA from Oncorhynchus masou masou (cherry salmon), 644 nucleotides. RefSeq lists its product as uncharacterized. The coding region runs from base 3 to 644 and encodes 213 amino acids. The transcript is spliced from 3 exons. NCBI's taxonomy places the organism in Eukaryota, Metazoa, Chordata, Actinopteri, Salmoniformes, Salmonidae. The record is from RefSeq and is a predicted model, not a curated record.
GGAUGGGAGAUGCAACAAUGGCCUUGAGAACAGCAGGAAGUGUGUUGGUGGUCUUUCUCUGGUCUGUAGCAGUGGUACUUGGUCAGUAUAUCUGGAGUGUGACUUACACCACUCAGAGUAUCUGUGCCUUGAAGGGGUCAGCAGUGGAGCUGUCCUGCUCUUAUACAUAUCCCAGUGGUUAUACAAUCACAACAACCUUCUGGUUCACUAAAAUAUAUGCUGAGGAGAAUUAUGUGAGUCUGAAGGAUGACCCAGACUACAAAGGACGUGUGACGUACCGUGAGGAUGAAGAGAAUGGUCACACCCUGACAAUCACAGACCUGAGAGAGAGUGACUCAGCUACGUACAAAUUCAGAUUUACAGAUCAGACUGGAACAUGGAGAUAUUUUGGCCGUCCUGGAGUCUCUCUGUCUGUUACAGGUCUUCAGGUGAAGGUGACUGGUGGACAUCAGGAUAAGACACUGACCUGUAGCACCACCUGUACUCUGACUGACAACCCCACCUACAUCUGGUACAAGAACGGACACAAAGUAAAGGAGGACACUUCCAGCCUGGACUCAGACUCCUUUAGUGAUGCAGACAGUUACUCCUGUGCUGUAAAAGGCCGUGAGGAUCUCCACUCUCCUGCAGUGUGUGAGUGUUGA